CCGCAAUCGACCUUCCUACGCCGUCGUAUAGUCUUAUCGCACAGUUUUCCGCAAACAUAUAGUCCAUUCGCUCCACGUUCCAGAUUGUGAAUCAUGGCGUCGCUGGGCAACGGGCAUCGAAGGCGUGCCUCUGCCUCGACACACAGGACAAAGUACUCCAUCGACUUCGACGCGCUGCGAGGUCCGGGAUCCGACGCAUCUUCUUUUGCAGACUUGCCUAAAGUCGAACCUUUGGAUGCGAUACGUAGUGAGGACAUCGAUGGCCCAACAGACUUCACACAGAACAUGGAUUUCUGGAUGCGCGCACCGUUAAGAGAAGGAAGCUUGAGGGACAGUCUUGCACCUACUGUCACGAUGCCGGAGAGGAUCAGCAACACCGAAGUUGCAGAGGAUCUAGAGGAGUAUAUCGACAGUAGCGAGAUAGAGGAACAGCACACUCAGGGCCAAGAGCAACAUGCGCAGCAGCAGAAUCAACAUCCCGAUGAUGACCAGGAUGAUGAUGAUCGACAGUCUACGGCGUCUUCUAUGGAGAACCAAGAGAGGGUCCUCUCAUACUUGGAUGCUUUACCAGAAGCUGAUGUCCCUGCAAUACACGUGGAGUCGCCCCGGCCCAUAGUCGCAUCCAACAAAGCAAAAUCGGUACGGUCCUUACAGCCGACCGUAGAAGAUGUAGACACAACACCUCACAAGCCCAGCCAUCCGUCCCGCUCAUCUCACAAACCUCUGUCGCCUCAGCAACCCUCACCUUUGCCGUCUCAGACACCGACUCUCACAGAUCUUCAGGAACAGCUCCUCCGUCAGACAUCAGAGUCCAAUAACAUAAUACGAAAACUGCAGGAGACGCUUGCUUUCACAUCCGACGAACUAAAACGAUCCCAGAGCACAAAUGAAGGGUAUAUUCGUGAGCUCUCUACAGUACGCAGUGAGCACGAAAGAAGUCUACAACGGGCAAAUUCGGAAUGGGCAGAUCAGUUAGCUGUCUUGAAGGAGACUGCGCUCAAGGAGAAGACAGAUUUGGAGGCCGCGCACUUAAAAGAAAAGAACGAUAUGAACAGCAAGAUAAAAACCCUCGAAAUGCAGUCAGCGGCCGAUCGAACUUACUUUGCGCGGAAGAGCGAGGAGUUGCGUAUCUCUCAUACGAACGAGCUCAGACAGCAAAAGGAAGAAUAUGACCGUGCUUCGACUUCUCGAGACGAUCGCAUAGCUUCGUUACAGAAGAAGAUCGAGGAUUCGAUAGCAGAAAGAUAUGCAAUAGAAGAAUCAAGGCGCUCGGCGCUGACUGAAGAAAGGGAACGUCAAGCAGAUGACCUCAAUUCGAAACUGGAAGCCUAUCAGGCAGAGAUAGCUAGGCUUCGCAGAGAGCUCGAGAGAAAUAGUGCCGCUGCUGAUAUCAAUCUUGACAAUGUCAAGGCUAGUCUGUAUCAAGAAUUAGAACAAGAAAAGUCGGGUUCAAAAGCCAAGAUCUCUGCUCUAGAAGAACAACUACAGCUUGCCCAAACCCAGUUCAAUCAAAACGACGCUACGAAAGAAGUCUCCUUUCUUAGCUCUACAGAGAUUGAGAAAGAGCCCGUUGCCCAGGCCCGAAUUGCAGAGCUUGAGGCACGUCUGAAGACAACGAUAGGUCAGCUCGAAGACAUGCGGAAGCAAGUCCUCCUGAAAGAACAGGACGUCUCGCAACAGAAACAACAGCGCUUGCACGCGCACGAGCUUUACAACCUGUCUCAAACCAAGGUAGCUGAUAUGGAAAGUGGAUUGACGAGCCUUCGUCUACAACUCGAUCAGAUGCGUAAUGAAAUAAGAAUAGCCCGGGAUGAAGCAAAUGAAAGUCGUGAUGCGAGGAGGGAAGAACAGGCGGUACUCGAGAAAAUUCGCUCGAAGCUGUUCCACCAUACUGCUGACUGGGAGGAAGAGCGCGCAAAGCUUCUCGAGAAGCAGCGAGAACUUCAGAAUGAGAUCAAUGAACUGAAUGCUGAGACCGCGGAGAAGCACAUCAAGCACAAGACGGCCAUGGACUCUUUGCGCACCAAGGCCGAAAAUGGCAUCAAGCAGCUUGGAGAAAUGCUCGAAAUCGAACGGACAGAUAAGAACCGAGCACGACAGGAGUUGGCUGCUGCCAAUGAGGAGCUUGCACAGCUCAAGAUAGAGCCAACCGACACUCGGGUACAACCAGUAUAUAGGAUUCAUGACCAGACUGAACAUCAAGAUGGCAGCGAAGCUCUCAUUGCCAUACGUACUGCUCUCCAGGCACAGCAGGAAGCCACGGCGGCCGCUCGAGCAGACGCCGCGACUGCCAGAGCUGAACUUGUCGCUUUCAAGGAGGAUAAUGAAGCUGUCAACAGUGCAUUCGAUGAGAGGAUACAAGCAUUCAUGCGUGAACGGGAACAGAAGUGGCGGGAGAGGCUGCAAGCUGCGCUCAAGGAUCGGCAUAGCAUGACAAAGGCGUUAAUGCACGAAUGGGGGAGAGAUGAAUGCGGGCUGGGAAAUCCGCAGUUGUAUCAAUACAAGUAUCUGAAAAGGUGAUACUGGUGAAUCUAAGGUCACGACUUACGAGUGCAUUAUAUGAAUGAGAUCGGCAGGCCUUGUCCUUCAUGUGAGCAAUACAUACGUCAGCGGCUUCGUGAUGUCGGAGAUCAGUUUUUAGAAGUCCCUUGGUUGUAUCGCCUUACGACACGAGCAGAUCCAUCUAAUGACUGUGACAAAGAUGUCAGAUCGAA
Pseudovirgaria hyperparasitica is the source of this 2714-nucleotide messenger RNA. RefSeq lists its product as uncharacterized. The coding region runs from base 94 to 2520 and encodes 808 amino acids. The transcript has a single exon. NCBI's taxonomy places the organism in Eukaryota, Fungi, Ascomycota, Dothideomycetes, Acrospermales, Acrospermaceae. The record is from RefSeq and is a predicted model, not a curated record.